AUGAACAAAUAUGGAUUAGUGCUUGGAAUUGGUGCAGAUAUUCUCCAAUCAACAAGAAUAGCACGACUAUUAACCAAGAGCCCUUCAUUCGUAUCGAAAUUCUCGAAACGGAUCCUACAUCCAACAUAUGAGUAUCCUAAACUUGAGAAGUUAGCUCAAUCACAGCAGGUUCAAUAUCUAAGCGGUGCGUGGUGUGCUAAAGAAGCCGUGUUCAAGACAUUAGACUUACCUGAUCAGAAACAAUUUGAGUUUAAACUGUGGUAUAGAUACUAUGACUCCAAUGGCAAACCCUAUAUCAAGAAUGACAUGUAUAAACAUUCUGAUGAAGAAUUCCAUCUAAGUAUAUCUCACGAUGAUUCGAUAGUCAUGGCUACGGUACUACGACAAAAAAUCAUAAAUGUCUAA
This is a messenger RNA of Spathaspora passalidarum NRRL Y-27907, 405 nucleotides long. It is a transcript of the gene PPT2, whose product is annotated as holo-[acyl-carrier-protein] synthase. Gene Ontology annotation, molecular function: magnesium ion binding; holo-[acyl-carrier-protein] synthase activity. NCBI's taxonomy places the organism in Eukaryota, Fungi, Ascomycota, Pichiomycetes, Serinales, Debaryomycetaceae. Bases 1 to 405 code for a protein of 134 amino acids. The record is from RefSeq and is a predicted model, not a curated record. The transcript has a single exon. Gene Ontology annotation, biological process: fatty acid biosynthetic process.